This is a messenger RNA of Ailuropoda melanoleuca (giant panda), 7733 nucleotides long. RefSeq names its product zinc finger protein 605 (gene ZNF605). Lineage: Eukaryota; Metazoa; Chordata; Mammalia; Carnivora; Ursidae. Gene Ontology annotation, biological process: regulation of transcription by RNA polymerase II. Gene Ontology annotation, molecular function: RNA polymerase II cis-regulatory region sequence-specific DNA binding; DNA-binding transcription factor activity, RNA polymerase II-specific. Gene Ontology annotation, cellular component: PcG protein complex; transcription regulator complex; chromatin. The transcript has 5 exons. Bases 2751 to 4772 code for a protein of 673 amino acids. The record is from RefSeq and is a predicted model, not a curated record.
GGUUCCCGGCCGGCCGGGGCGGGGCUUGGGGUUGAGGGUUAGGCCUAGACUGGAGGGCUUGGCCGGGAUGGGGGUGCGGGAGCCCCGGGAGGCCGCCCUCCGGAGUGUGGGGGAGGGUGAGUGUGCCGUCGGGGGUGCAGCUUGGGGUGGCUUUGUGGGAGGAACAGGGACUCUGGUGACCGGUGAUUGACGUGCCUUUGAGUUGGCAAGUGGUAAGGCCUUUGUGGGGGAGUCUGUUCGGGGUUGGGGGGGCGUUCGAGGGCUCCGGACUGGUGGACCGAGGAUUUCAUUGACUGGAAGGACUGUCGGUUCGUGACAGUGUUGGAGUUCACCUGAGCCCUGGGCUCGCGGGCGGCAGGAAGGUUGAGAAAUGUCUCCCCCCUCGUGUGUUCCCGGGAAGAGCCCCCUUCAGAGAACCCCCUCGCCUGGAUGACCCCGUAACACGUGCCCCCUUGUUGGCCUGUGACAAGGCCAGAUACCAGUCCUCCCGAUCUCAUGCUGUGGCUCAUCGGCGGCUGGCUGGACUGUCGUUCCCGCCGAUCAAUCAGGACAAAACGCGUGGGUUUGACAAGGGCCCUGGAGGGGCGGUGAAGGGUGGCCUGUUGAGGGUGUGAAUAAGCAGACAGUGGGGGUGGGAAUUGGACGUACCAGCCUGUCGGUGUUCGUGCAGAGCCCUUUCGGGUGAUGGUUAGGAGGGUGUAGGGGUGUCAGUGGUGGGUGAGCAUGGGGUAGAUUAGAAAACGAGGUAUCACGGAAGUGAAUGGUUAGGGCCCCUGUUAUGAUUACAGAUUGGGCAUCCCUUGAGUGUGGUGAUGGGGGCUAGCAAGCCUGAAGGGGCACUUUUAGGGUCAGUGGAUGGGUAACUGUAGGAAGGAGUUGGGAUUCUGUGGGGGUUCUUUGGGACUCCGAGAUUAGGAUUUCACUGACUCCACUUCUAGUCAACGAAUAGAAUAGACUCUGUCAAGAUUAUUGGGUGGGAGUGUGGGGGAUCCAGUCAUGGGUUUCAUGGCGUCAGUGUUGAGAAGCCUGUGGGAGUCAGUGAUGAGGGGCUGACCAUGGCUGGUGCUUGGGGCUGAGUGAGGAAGAGCCUGGAAUGAUCAGGAAUCGAGGUCCUGUGGAUAUCUGAUGGGGCGGGGCUGUGGAAAGACUUUGGAUUUCAUUGAUGGAUGCACUUCUGUGUCACUUGGGGGUUGAUGAUAGGGGCUUUGCUGGAGGAGUCACUGGGGAUGUGUAUGUGUAACUGAAGGUUCUGGAGGGACAGCCUGUAAAGUCAGCAGUCAGGGUCCUGGUGGGAUGAGGGGCAAGUGGGGGGAGGAUAGUGGGGUUGUGGCGCUCGGUGGCUGUGUGGUCUGGAGACUUGUGAGGGCUCUGUUGUGGUCAGUGAAUGAGGGGCUGGAGAAUUCUUGGGUGGUCAGUGUGGGUAAGUGGGAGUCUCUGAGUGCUGAAGUUCCGUCCAUGGGCUGGGAUGGCAGGGGGCUUCAGUCAUUCGGCGGUGGGGGGGGGGGCUUGUGUGUGAUUGAGGCCAUCUUUGGUGAUAGGACCUGUGUGAGUUGUGUUUGUGGGUCUGGGUGGGUCCCAAUGACUGUUGGUCACGCACUGGCUCAGGCAAAACUCUUACAUAGUGACUUCUGUUGAAUGACAUAUUCUUUUUUGCUCUUUGGUUCUUCUCACCCAGCACAUCAUGUUGUUGGUUUGUGAUGGCUCCUUUUACUGGAACAUUUCCUUGUUUAAAAGUUCUCAGUGACCCCGUUGGCCAAGGUCCUCCCCCUUGCUGGCUCAGUCCCGGCGCCCUCCUCCAUCCUUGAAGCACCUUCAGCUCUGUCUAGCUCCAGCCCUCUGAGCGCAGUGCUCCGUGGUGGGCGUGGUCUUCCCACGGCCUUCUGCUUCCUGCUCGCUGUCUGCAGCAGGUGUGGGCUUUGCUGUUGAGCCACCUAGGGUUCCCGAGCAUGUGGUGUUGAGGGCAGCCUUGUCUCAUCUGUUUCCAGCCCUCGGCUCAACUUGGGGUGGGUUGUAAGUGCCUCGAGGGGGUGGUGUUCUGGCCCUGCUCUUGUUAGCUGCCCUGGGGCAGAACCUGGCAGUUGGCUAACAUCCAGGCAUAAUUUUCUCUCUUCAUUUGCGGCUGACUUUUCUCUGUAUCCACUGGGACAUUGGAGACCCCCUCCCCUGUGCUUGAAUGGAACAGUGUCUUUACACAGAGAGCUCUUGCUAUCCGUCUUCUACAGGUACCAUACCCUCUCUUUCAGCUUAUUUUCUGGAAAGGUGCCCACUGACCUGUCCACCAUGUUCGGUCUUCCUCAAUAGCCUGUCAGCCUGUGUGCAGAGUGCUCAGCAGCCCAUCCUGGACCCCAGGUGCAGACCACCGGUGCUGGACAAAUCUCCAUCAGCAAGAUUGCUGUGAGAGGUGAAUUUGUCCCUCUCGUCCCCAAAUUGACUGAGCACUGUGAUUUUUGAACAUUUCUUUUCAGGUAUGUUCUUAGGAAGGAAAUAACAUCUCUGUGCGAUGUCAUGCCUGUGAAGUCCCUGGCUCCCAUCUCCUCUGUGGUUGAGUGUAAGGGACCUGGUCCAUGAGCAGUGACAGAAUUCAGGGUGCCAUAACUGAGGAACAAGAAAACUCAUUUGAGAUAAGAAAGAAGAAGCCUCGGGACUAGGGGUGCCCUCUCGGUUUACAGACAUUUGACCAGAGGCCUAUCUCCAGAGCAUCAGGACAGAGAGGAGCCAUAGAACAGAGCUGAUUUUCCAAGCCGCAGAAAAUGAUCAAGUCACAGAUCUCGUUUGAGGAUGUGGCUGUGGACUUCACGUCGGAGGAGUGGCAGCUGCUUAAUCCUACUCAAAAGAGCUUGUACAGAGAUGUGAUGUUGGAGAACUAUAGCAACCUCGUUUUCUUGGGUUAUCAGAUUAUCAAACCUGAUGCGAUUUUCAAGCUGGAGCAAGAAGAGCCAUGGAUAAUAGAUGAGCAAGUUCUAAGUCAGAGCUUUUCAGAAGUCUGGCUAGAUAACUGUCUCAAAAUGUGGCACCAGGAUAAUCAAGACAAGCUUAGAAGUAUGGAGAGAGGCCAUGAAUAUGAUGUUUUUAGGAAAAUAUUUCAUUCAAGCAUUAACUUUGUUCAUUUAGGAGUGAGACCCCAUAAAUGUGGCACAGGUGAAAAAAGUUUGAAACAUCCUUUUGAGUUUCUUAUUCCAAAAGAUAACCGUGGAAGAAAGAAACUUGAUGAGCUCAAUAAGAAAUAUUUAUUGUAUAUCAAAACUGAUAGAACCCAUGGUGGAAUGCCAUACUGUGAUUGCAGUAAAUGUAGGAAAGAUAGCAGGACAGGGUCAUGGCCCAUUGCAAAGCAUAGAACGUACAAAGGAGUCCAUUUAUGCAUGGAGUGCGGCAACGUUUUCAGUAAGAAAUCACAGCUCAUCAUACACCAGCGGACGCACACAGGAGAGAAGCCCUAUGGAUGCAGCGAAUGUGGGAAAGCCUUCUCCCAGAAGUCACUGCUCACUAUUCAUCAAAGGACUCAUUCAGGGGAAAAACCAUAUGGGUGUGGUGAAUGUCAAAAAGCUUUCAGUAGGAAGUCCUUGCUCAUUUUACACCAGCGGACGCACACGGGAGAGAAGCCCUACGGAUGCAGCGAAUGCGGGAAAGCCUUCAGCAGGAAGUCGCAGCUUAAGAGGCAUCAGAGAACCCACACAGUAGAGAAGCCCUUUGGCUGCAGUGACUGUGGGAAAGCCUUCUCCCAGAAGUUAAAGCUCAUUACUCAUCAGAGAACUCACACAGGGGAGAAGCCCUAUAAGUGCAGUGAUUGUGGGAAAGCCUUCUUCUGGAAGUCACAGCUGAUUACUCAUCAGAGGACUCACACAGGGAAGAAACCAUAUGCAUGUAACCAGUGCACAAAAGCCUUCAGCAGGAACUCGCUGCUCAUCAGGCAUCAGAGAAUCCACACAGGGGAGAAGCCCUAUGAGUGCAGCGAGUGCGGGGAAGCCUUCAUCAGAAAACCACAGCUUAUCAAGCACCAAAUAACUCACACGGGAGAGAAGAACUAUCAGUGCAGGGAUUGUGAAGAAGCAUUCUUUAAGAAGUCAGAGCUAAUCAGACAUCAGAAGACUCACUUAGGGGAGAAACCCUAUGCAUGUGUUGAAUGUGGAAAAACCUUCUUUGGGAAGUCACAGCUCCUAACACAUCAGAGAACUCACACUGGAGAGAAACCAUAUGAAUGCAGCGAGUGUGGGAAGGCGUUCACCCAGAAGUCAAGCCUGAUUUCACACCAGAGGACACACACAGGGGAGAAGCCCUACGAGUGCAUGGAGUGUGGGAAGACCUUCAGUGAGAAGUCAAGCCUCAUUCACCACCAGAGAACCCAUACUGGAGAGAAACCCUUCGAAUGUAGUGAGUGUAGGAAAGCUUUUGCCUGGAAGCCACAGCUUCUCAGGCAUCAGAGAAUUCAUACAGGGGAGAAACCCUAUGAAUGCAGUGAGUGUGGGAAAGCCUUUGUUCAGAAAGUGCAGCUCAUUAAGCAUCAGAGAAAUCACACAGGAGAGAAAACCUAUGGAUGCAGCGAGUGUGCAAAAGCCUUCUUUGAGAAGGCACAGCUCAUCAUCCAUCAGAGGGUUCACACAGGAGAGAGACCCUAUAAAUGUGGCGAAUGUGGGAAGUCUUUCACUAGAAAGUCUCACCUCAUGAGGCAUCAGAGAAUUCAUACAGGAGAUAAAUACUAUGGGUGCAGUGAGUGUGGGACUGCCUUCAGCAGGAAGUCACAGCUCAUGAUUCAUCAGAGGACUCACGUACUCUAGAAACCAUGUGAGUGCUGUGAGUGUGGAAAAUCUGCCGUCAGACGUCAUGCCUUCUGACGCGUCCGAGGACACACACAUGGGAGGAACCCUGUCAGUGCACUGGGAAGGCAAGUCUCACCCAACAAUUCAGAGAGCAGGGAAUUUGUUUAAGUCGACAGUGAAAGACAGCCUUCUCCCAGAACACACAGCUUGUUAACACGUUAAUGACUUAAUGUGGAAGUCUUAUCAAUAUUGUGGUAGUACCGACCCUUGUAGUCAGAAGCGACAGCUCAUUGUUAGAGGACCUACACUCGAGGAGAAACUGAACUGCUGUAAAAAGCAAAUGAGGGGUUUCAUCAGGAAAGGAUAAUUCACAGUAUACUAGAGAAUACAUACUCAAAGGAAAUACUGAAUAGAAUGAAUUAGAGAUUUCAGUAUGGAGAAGUCCUAAUGUAAAGAAUUUUGAUAAGCAUGAUCCUAUUGAAAGAAUUCUAUAACGUUGCAUUUGUUGUGUAUAUUAUGAAAGUUAUUUUUAAAAGGUAGAUGUGUUUUAAGCGUGAAGACUUCUGCUUUCUGCUAUGGUGGUUUGGCAAGGACCAGAUUAACUCCCCUGCGUUCAACAGCUAGAAACUGUAAAAUGUAUGUGAAAGAAUAGUUUUGAGACCUAUGGCAAGAAGUUUGUGAUCCCUGGGAGAAGGCGGACAGAGUGAGGUGACCCCACAACAGCCCAGCCUAGCACCUGGUGGCAGCUCCCAGGCUGCCAUUGAGGGAUGGGAACACAUGUGGUCUUGUCAAAGAGAGCUGCUGACGUGGCAUUUGGGGAGGCCACAGUAGCUAGAAUUUGCAGGGAAGAGUACUGGAGAGGAGGGAGCCUUCCAACGAGGGCUGCAGAGAUCUACAAGGAGUCCCCUGAGUCUUUUGGCUCAGUGCUGAUAUGCAUGUGUGUGAAAGGAAAAGUCGUGCCAGAAGCGGGAGGCUGAACCGUUCCCAGAAAUCAGUGCCGGGCUGGGAAUAAAGUUCCCACCAGCUAGAGUGGAAACAACUUUGAACACGUGGGGCAUCAGUUAGGAUUCCCAGCAGACUAUGAUCUUGUGAAGUGACUAAUCCUAGACUGAAAGCUGCUUUGGACCCACAAUGUCCGGCAUCCAAAAACUUACCAGAUGUGCAAAGAAGCUACAAGAAUACGACUUGUAACCAGGACAGAAAUGAAUCCGGAGAAAGACAGAGAAGAGACGGAAGCAGUUGGCUUCAGGGAGUUCAAGUAGAGUUUAUGAAUAUAGAGGGAACAUGGUCGUGACGGGACUUGAAGUGCAAGGUGUAUUUUAAAAAGCCCAAGUGGGACUUCUCAGGAUGAUGAAAACAGCAGUAUCUGAACGUUUUAAAAACACCAAAAAACCCAGCUCUGAGUGGAAUUCAGAACAGAUGAGAUAUAGAGGAAGAAAAAUAGAUGAAUUUAAAUAAGAAUAAAAACUGUCCAACUGAUGUACACGAGAAAAAACGCCUGGAAGAAAAGAGAGGAGGGGUCCGCUGCAGUGGGGGCACAGUCCUAGACGGAGAGGGUGGGCAGAGAAAUAACAGAGUAUCUGAAUAACGGCUGAAAUUGUUACACACGGGAUGAAAAGUGUCCCUCCACAUAUUCAAGCAGUUCAAAGAACCCAAACAAGAUACAUAAAGAAAGUCCUGCUACUCAGAUGGAUGGAGAAAGGUUGUAAAGCGCCUCGGAAAAGGAAGCACGCUCCUGGGCAGAGACCACUCUGGCCACAGGACAAUACAGGGAGCGACGACUUUGCAUUUCUGAGGGAAAAACUAAAACCUGGCAUUUGUCUGUUACGCAUCCAAAACAUCUUUCAAAAAUGAAAGCAAAAAAAGAGACUUUUUCAGAAAAACAAAUGAACGAGAAUUGAUUAGCUGUAGGCCUUCCUUCGGGAAACAUUAAAGUAAGUUUGGGAGCAGCAGGAAAAUAAUCCUGGGUGGAAAUCCCAGGAAGAAAUGAAGAGUUCUGGGAAUGGUGAAUAUGUGGGUAAAUAUAAAAGAUCUUCCUUGUUUUAAAAUCUUUUAAAAAGGUGCUCAGUUGCUUAAAGCCAAACAGUGACAAUGUAUUGUGAGUUAUGAUCUAUUUAGAAGUAAAGUGUGUGACGACAGCAACGGUUAGGGAUGGAUCUUCCAAAACAGUUAAGCAGACCGCAGCGUCGGAGUCAGAAACCUGCCUCCCCAGGGCUCAGGGUGAGCUGGCCUAUGUGGCAGCUACACAGUAGACUUGCACGUGUGAUGGACCUGCAUUCGUGCCGGUCGCCCCCACUUCCCCCCCUUCCCCUGCUUUGCACCCCAGGGGCUGCCCACUGGGGUUUGCGCUGAGGUGUGAAUGUGGGAGGACAGAGGCUGGAACCUUUAUUCCUGCCCGCCCCCCACUGGACCUUGGUCUUGGCACGGUGUGUGCCUGUCUGGCUCCAGCUCCAGCCCCUCUGGGGCGGUAGACCUCCGGUCUCAGUGCACACCUCCCUGUCCUUGCUCUUCAGGGGCUUCACCGUGCCUGGUUGGUGUCCUCAUUUCUGAGCGCGUAUCUGUAAAUAGUCCCUGUAUUAAAUGUUCUUGAGUUAACAUUCUGAGCGUACCAUUUGUUUUCUGUGCCAUGCUAAAGGAUGAGCAUUUAACAUUUUGAGUGCCUCAUGGGGCACAGACCGACAUCUGUCAAGAUUUCCCACGCUAAACAUCACUAUUUUCUCAUUGUUCCUGAACAGUUCGUUGGAAAUUAUAACAAGUAACAAAGUUCUUUGUGCUCUUUGUUUUGUUUUGCUGCAAAUGUAAAAGGCUCCACAGAUAAAAUCUGCUACGUAACCCUUCUUUAGUAAUAGAAACCAGGACAUUUAUGAAGGCUUAUGCUACUUCCGGAUUAGCCAGGCAAUUUACAGAAACACAUCAGCAUUUGUGUUCAAUAUGUACGGACAAGAAAAAAGAAAACCAGGUCCUGAGUGAGGCAGAAAG